Molecule: messenger RNA, 1147 nt
Organism: Limulus polyphemus (Atlantic horseshoe crab)
Lineage: Eukaryota; Metazoa; Arthropoda; Merostomata; Xiphosura; Limulidae
Product: importin subunit alpha-3-like
Exons: 9
Coding region: 116-1147 (343 amino acids)
Biological process (GO): NLS-bearing protein import into nucleus
Cellular component (GO): nucleus; nucleoplasm
Molecular function (GO): nuclear import signal receptor activity; protein binding
Source: RefSeq, a predicted model, not a curated record
UUGUAUGACGUCGUGUGCAUGCUAUAGACCGGCAUUUCGAAAGCCGUGUGACUUUUAAUAAUUAUUAUUCGCCUACUGUAGGCAAACAAGAAUUGUUUUGUAUAAAAAUAGCAGUAUGGCAGAUAACCUCUGUAAGUCAAGACUUCAACAUUUUAAAAAUAAAGGAAAAGACCAAGAUGAGAUGAGAAGGAGGAGGAAUGAGGUGACAGUAGAAUUGAGGAAGAGUAAAAGAGACGAGUCUCUCUUAAAGAGAAGAAAUGUACCACAAGCUGAUUCCACCGAUGAAGAUGAAGCAGAUCGAAGCCUUAACCACACAAAUCUUGAAGUCAUUGUUCAAAAUGCCACUAGUCCUGAGCCUGGAGUACAGCUUAGUGCAGUGCAGACUGCAAGGAAACUCUUGUCCAGUGAUCGAAAUCCUCCAAUUGAUGACCUGAUCAAUUCUGGAAUUCUUCCCAUCCUGGUACACUGCCUGCAAACCACAAAUCCUUCCCUUCAGUUUGAAGCUGCAUGGGCUUUAACCAACAUAGCUUCUGGAACAUCACAACAGACUCAGGCUGUUGUUAAUGCAGGUGCAGUUCCUUUAUUCUUAGAACUUCUGAAGUCGCCCCAUCAAAAUGUUUGUGAGCAAGCUGUAUGGGCACUAGGAAAUAUUAUUGGUGAUGGUCCCCAUCUCAGAGACUAUGUCAUUAGCUUAGGUGUUGUCCAGCCUUUACUGACUUUCAUCAAACCUGAUAUUCCACUUUCUUUCCUUCGGAAUAUCACCUGGGUUAUAGUAAACCUCUGUCGUAACAAAGAACCACCUCCACCAAAGGAUACCAUCAAAGAACUUCUUCCAGCACUUUGUGUGUUGAUAAAUCAUUCUGAUAUAAACAUUCUUGUCGACACUGUUUGGGCACUGUCCUAUCUUACUGAUGGUGGUAAUGAACAGAUACAGAUGGUCAUUGAUGCUGGAGUAGUUCAACAAUUAGUACCUCUCUUGUGUCACAAAGAAGUCAAAGUUCAGACAGCAGCUUUAAGAGCAGUAGGAAAUAUUGUUACCGGAACAGAUGAACAGACCCAGGUAGUGCUCAAUUUCAAUGCUUUGUCCUAUUUCCCUGCACUUUUGAGACAUCCUAAAGAGAAGAUCAAUAAGGUAUUAUUUCUUUAG